Lactuca virosa is the source of this 2035-nucleotide messenger RNA. Lineage: Eukaryota; Viridiplantae; Streptophyta; Magnoliopsida; Asterales; Asteraceae. The record is from the annotation of a GenBank genome assembly.
AUGAUCGGUGUCUCUGAUGUCUUCUCUGUUCCCGGCGACUUCAACCUCACUUUGCUUGAUCACCUCAUCGCUGAGCCUGGACUCAACCUCAUUGGCUGCUGCAAUGAGCUCAAUGCAGGAUACGCUGCUGAUGGAUACGCUAGGUCUCGUGGUGUUGGAGCAUGCGUCGUUACUUUCACUGUUGGCGGACUUAGUGUCAUCAACGCCAUUGCCGGAGCUUACAGUGAGAAUCUACCGCUGAUUUGUAUUGCUGGAGGACCGAAUUCAAAUGAUUAUGGUACUAACCGAAUUCUUCAUCAUACGAUCGGAUUGCCGGAUUUUACCCAAGAGCUUCGUUGCUUUCAAACUGUCACUUGCUUUCAGGCUGUGGUUAACGAUUUGGAAUAUGCACACGAAUUGGUCGACACAGCGAUUUCAACAGCGUUAAAAGAAAGCAGGCCGGUUUACAUCAGUAUCAGCUGCAACUUACCUGCAAUUCCUCAUCCUACUUUUAGCCGGGAACCUGUUCCUUUUUCUCUAGCGCCAAAGUUGAGUAAUCAGAUGGGUUUAGAAGCAGCAAUUGAAGCAGCAGCAGAGUUCUUAAACAAAGCCGUGAAGCCAGUAAUGGUAGCCGGACCUAAACUUCGUGUAGCAAAAGCAUGCAACGCAUUUGUUGAAUUAGCAGACUCAUGUGGGUAUCCUGUAGCCGUGAUGCCAUCAGCGAAAGGGAUGAUCCCAGAACACCAUCCUCAUUUCAUUGGAACAUAUUGGGGUGCUGUAAGCACAGCUUUUUGUGCAGAAAUUGUUGAAUCUUCUGAUGCUUACUUAUUUGCUGGACCUAUAUUCAACGACUACAGCUCUGUAGGCUACUCUCUUCUCCUCAAAAAAGACAAAGCCAUAAUCUUGCAACCUGAUCGUGUAAUAAUUGGAAAUGGCCCAACUUUUGGGUGCGUGUUGAUGAAAGAUUUCUUGAUCGGUUUAUCAAAAAGACUAAAAAAGAACACAACUGCUUAUGAGAAUUAUCAUAGAAUUUAUGUUCCAGAAGGUCACCCUCUUAAAUCUGCUCCAAAAGAGGCAUUGAGGGUUAACGUUCUGUUUCAACACAUACAGAAUAUGCUUUCGGGUGAUACAGCUGUCAUUGCUGAAACCGGUGAUUCGUGGUUCAAUUGUCAGAAGCUAAAGCUUCCAAAAGGAUGCGGGUAUGAGUUCCAGAUGCAAUACGGGUCGAUUGGGUGGUCGGUGGGAGCGACACUUGGGUACGCACAAGCCGCAACUGACAAACGAGUGAUUGCGUGUAUUGGAGACGGAAGCUGUUAGGAUCGAGACACUUAACACACGACUCUAAACACACACACAGCUCACGAAAAACAAGAACACAAGGAUGAACAUGAGGGAUUUAACGUGGUUCGGUUAUUCUCUGACCUACGUCCACCGCUUUUCUGUGGAUUCACACUCAACAUUUCUGUGGAUUCACACUCAACAUUUCUGUGGAUUCAUACUCAACAGAAGCUUCCAAGUCACGGCUCAAGAUAUUUCAACAAUGAUUCGAUGUGGCCAAAACACCAUCAUUUUCCUAAUAAACAAUGGCGGAUACACCAUUGAAGUCGAGAUCCAUGACGGGCCCUACAAUGUUAUAAAAAAUUGGAACUACACUGCUUUAGUUGACGCGAUCCAUAAUGGCGAGGGCAAGUGUUGGACUAGUAAGGUGUUUUGUGAAAAGGAGCUUGGUGAGGCAAUUGACAACGCAACAGGGGAGAAAAAGGAUUGUUUGUGUUUUAUUGAAGUGGUUGUGCACAAAGAUGAUACGAGCAAAGAGUUGCUCGAGUGGGGUUCGAGAGUGUCUGCUGCUAACGGAUAACCUCCGAACCCUCAAUAAGAAAUAUUUUUACUCUAUGCGGCUAGAUGAGGAUUCACUAUGGUUUCAUGAUGUACAAAGUGUAUAGAAUCUAUAUCCUUUGUUGCUAUUUUAAUUUAGAAAGAAUAACAGUCAAAUAUCUUGAAUGUAUUCGGCCAAAUGUAUUGUCUUGCCCAUUAUAUUAUGUUUGCAUUUUAUCUA